This is a messenger RNA of Pyricularia pennisetigena, 1863 nucleotides long. RefSeq lists its product as uncharacterized. The transcript has 2 exons. Bases 1 to 1725 code for a protein of 574 amino acids. The record is from RefSeq and is a predicted model, not a curated record. Gene Ontology annotation, molecular function: protein binding. NCBI's taxonomy places the organism in Eukaryota, Fungi, Ascomycota, Sordariomycetes, Magnaporthales, Pyriculariaceae.
AUGCGGGACUCAACGAAAAAGCGGGCUGUUAUUCACCGUGACGCUGAUUCAAAACCAACAACUGCGGCUCAACCAAGAAGAUGCGCAAGGCGCCAGUCAGCUGUUUAUAAAAAGCCGGAACCAGGCUCACUUUACAACAUAAUUCACAGCAAGGCUCGAAUCGGACUUGACGUCCGUCCACUCCUUUGGACAGAUCUCCAUAGCACACUACUCAGUGUUCAUUUCAGUUAUGAAGGACUUGCCAGCUUCCCAGCCCCCAGAAUUCAUAAUGAUGUAUCAUUUCGGCCACCCAAGCCAACGGAUAUGGCCAAAAGGUUAUCCCGCGAGGUCAGCACAUUUGCGGACAGAAAAUCUCCGUCACCGGCAAAAACACACGCUCUGAGAGAAUUGAUGAGCGGCUUCUUCCCAAGCAUGUCUUCUGCCAUGGCUGAUGAGGAACUCAAGCUACGCUUUGGGAAGAGCUCUUACCAGAAAGCUGUUAUGCUUUCCAUGGUAUGGAACAAGGGGAGUCUGCGUUCACAAUCGAUUGAAUUCGCCGCCGCGCGCCCCGUAUCUUCUUCGCCUCGAAAAUCAAAAUCGAGCGAAGCCAACCUCAGUAGCGCGCCAUUGAUUGCCUUCGUGGACCGGGAGUAUCCUCCUCGGGCUCGGAAAACCCUGUUCCAGGUACCGCCAGGUCCUUUGAACGACAGCUACAGAAGCUCACCUGUUUUGAACCUUAUUCAAUUGCGUUUAAAAGGGCUUGUACCUGCUGAUACCGACCAGUAUGCGUAUCUGGUAGUGGUUCUUAUCCCCAUGGCACAACAACAGCUUUAUGGGAAUGAUGGGCGUCGGCGGUUUAAAUUAUCUCCACCCGCCAACGAGGCUCUAUCUUCCGAUUUAAGUAAGCAGUCAUGUUUAACCAUGAACUCCAUUUACGAUAUCCAAGUACGUGUUUUCAAGUUUGACGCGGCCGAAAACAAUCUUGUUAUCUAUACUGGAACUAUUGGUGCAGACUUCCUAGAGGGUUUUGCAAAUCCGGCAAGGACUCUUCACAGAAAGCCAGGCGGAGCUUCUUCAAUGCGCAUCGAUUACACGCGUGUGCCCAUAUGGCCCUUCUAUGGUCUCAAGGAGCGGCUAGCCAGUGCUUUGGGAUCUGAAGUGACAGGCGAACGAUUUGACGGCCCCGACUAUGAUUUUUAUGGCGAAGAGCUGUCAUCCAAUGAAGCGGGAUUGAUUGGAGCUGAUGAGGCAUCGUCCAACGCUGAUGAUGAAAACGGCCCAGCUGCCACCACGGAAGCCAAAGAGGACGUGGUCGAGCCCUUGAAACAUUUUAAAGAAGUUCACCACUUUGUCAAAAGCACAGAUACGAUUGUCCUUUCACGGCUGGGGGAUCUGAACAUACUUUCUUACGCCAUCGUCAAGCUGAAGUUUCUGCUUGCGAUGGCUGACUUGAAGGGCCCAGGCGGUGGCGAGCCCAUAACGCCAGCAAUGUCGCAUCUUGAGGCAUCUUUUCCUUGGCAUCUACUCUAUUCGUGCUUGAACUCUUUUUCAGCAGGCUUUAAAACCCCCGGUAAAUACGAAACGUGCGAGUUUCCCCGCACGGCCGAGAGGAGGCCGUUCCCCGAGGACAGGGCGAUGCGCGGGUUUGUGUGGGCACAGAUGGCUUUGCCGGACGACUAUUUCACCGUCAAUGAAAGCAUGGAGGAGGAUAAGAGGACUUUUGAGACAUCGUCGAUGGGAGAGUAGCGUCGUGAAAGGUGUCUGUGGCUUGCGUACCAAAUCGCACAGGUUGGGACAUCGGAAGACGCCGAGAACAAGGGUAAGGAGGGUUGUUGGAUUACGUACGAUCCCGAUACCAAAAAGAUUCAUCCAGCCACCAGGUAA